This is a messenger RNA of Chaetomium strumarium, 1496 nucleotides long. RefSeq lists its product as uncharacterized. Lineage: Eukaryota; Fungi; Ascomycota; Sordariomycetes; Sordariales; Chaetomiaceae. The coding region runs from base 257 to 1396 and encodes 379 amino acids. The transcript is spliced from 2 exons. The record is from RefSeq and is a predicted model, not a curated record.
AUUGCUAGGCGACAAGCAGCUUAUUAAUUUUUUGCAAGACACCGAGUUUCGCGCCUCCCAACAUUGCGAUGCCCACUUUGGCAUUGAACACGGACGGACAGCUUCGUGGUUGCCCUCGUUGUGUGUCAUCCCCUCGUCACUCUUUUCGUUCCACCCCUCCUGCGUUUCCUUUCGCAGACUCUGUUAUUAAAUACCAUUUCUGCCAUGCACUCACACUAAACCCCAAUCCAAUAACCAACCCGCCCAUCGGCAAAACAUGUCCGCCUUCCUGUCGCUCCUGGGCUGGAGCUUCCUCCCCAACCUAGUAACAAACUGGACGCAAUCGCUCUACUACUCCAUCACGAUCCGCGCCGGCGACCCUAAACCACAACCAGGGACGCCGCGCCACGCCGAGCACCGCCGGCGCAUCCACAUCCUGGUCGUGGCCCUGUACCUGGCCUACACCAUCUACGAGGCCGACUACGACCUGCAGCGCGCGGGCUCCUUCUACUCGGACCUGGGCGUGCCGCUGCACGCGACCGAGCGCGAGAUCAAGUCCCGCUUCCGCCGCCUGGCCGCGCUCUACCACCCCGACAAGGUGGCCAGCCCGCCGACGACGAGCAGCAACCACCACAACACGCGGGCCGACAUCAACGCGUACUUUGUCCACCUCAAAACGGCCGCCGACACGCUGGCCGACCCGGCCAAGCGGUUCGCGUACGAACGGUUCGGCCCGGAGGUCGUGGCGUGGAGCCCGCGCUGCGUGACGGUGCGCGACUACGUGGUGCGCGGCGCGCAGGCGCUGGUGCCCUACUACGGCACGGCGGCGCUGUUCAUGUACGGGCUGGGCCUGCUGGGGUACCUGGACUGGGGGCGGUACGAGCGCUGGCUGGUGCUGGCCGUGCUGUUUGUGUUCGAGGUGCACAGCGCGACCAGGCCCGGGAUGCCGUGGGUGCUGGAUAAGGUGGUGAACCCGUUGUUGGGCAAGCUGGCUGGCGCCGGGAGGGUGCCGUAUGUCCAGUUCCAGGCUGUCGCGCUGGCGAGGAAGCUCAGCGUGACGGUGUAUAUUGCGUUUUCGCAGAUUGGGCCGCUGCUGACGGCGGAUACGUCGAGCGGGCGGCUCGUGGUGAGGGGCGGGGCAGGUGGUGGGGGCAAUGAUGAGGCGGCGCUGAAGCAGGGGCUGGAGAGGUUGGAGAUGGCGGUCAAGAGGUUGGAUACGGAUGCGACGAGGCUGCUGGAGACGGAAAUGGCGCCUUUUGCCGGGGAUGAGGAGACGCGGAAUUCCAUGUGGGCUAAGGUCAAGGAGUGGCUGGUGCAAAACACGAUCCGCUCGGAUCCCAUGGUCCGGGAUGCGCUGGGGAGGUCGUUUGCGAAGCGCAGGAUGGAGGCGCCGCCGGGAGCCAGAGGGAACAGAUGACGGACAUCUCGAUUAGAGGUUUUAAAUUAAAAGGGGAAUGCUUUGUCUUUUAAUGCCCACAUACAUGCGUUGUCGAGCCUGCACGAGACCUGUGUUUAUG